This is a messenger RNA of Blepharisma stoltei, 1773 nucleotides long. The record is from the annotation of a GenBank genome assembly. NCBI's taxonomy places the organism in Eukaryota, Ciliophora, Heterotrichea, Heterotrichida, Blepharismidae.
AUGUGUCUAGGCUUUAAACAUAUUUGGACAGAGAUUACAAAUGUCAGCAAAAAAUGAUCGAUGAGACGACAAAUGCUUGUAUGCUACCUGAUGGUUAUGAUUUUGGUCCUUUCUUUACUCCCACUUGUUAGCGAGCAAAGAAAAUAUUUUCCCUAACGAUGGGAUUAUUUCCCAUAAAUAAAAUUUAUUAUUAUUUUUGCCCGCUAAGCAAGAGAGUUAGUUAUUUGCCUUGUACUGCUAAAUAUGAGCAUUUUAAGAGAGCAGAUUUUGCUUGAGGUAGAAAAGACUUUAAGUGAAGAAGCUUCAGAUAGCAUGAUGGCUAUUAUAAGAGGAGGUGGGGCUUAUUUGUAUUCAACUUUUUCUGAAGUUACAAUUAUGGGUUCUUUUAUAAGGGAAAUGCUUGUUAAUAUGAUUCGAGAUGAAAACAGCUUUUCAUUGGAUUAUUUGGAGUAUCAUACAUAUGAAGAAAUCCCUGAAAGUUCUUUAUAUACAGAAGCUAUAUACGGCGUCAACUCAGUUUCCUUUAAUUUCAGCACUUUUAUGAAUUUUAGCGAUAUUUAUGACAAAGAUCUGCUUAAAAAAGUUUCGCGGUUCGACAAUUUUUGAUGGGUAAUUUAUGACCUAACAAACUCCACAGCUAUAAGAUAUUUAAUUUAUUUUGAGCAAGCUAAUUUUAUAUUAGCUUUUCCUGGCUUGAAAUUCCCAGAUGGCUAUAACCCACAAACAGAAUUAUGAUAUACAACUUUUAUAGAAAAUAAUAAAAGUAGCACAGCUACCAAUGCUUAUGAAGAUAAGCUUGGCAAUGGAAGUUAUGGAAUUUUCCCAUGGAUGACACUAUAUUGGCCUUGAUUUUCCCACUGGGAAAUUUUUUUGGUUUGACUAAACCAUAUGGCACUGGUCGAACCAAAAAAUUUUCCAGUGGGAAAAUCUAGCCAAAACAGCGCCAUCCAUAGGAAAUUGCAAUAUAUUUUUUCGUUAGCUGAGCCUCUUUAUCAUAGUGAUGGAAGCCUGAUAGGCAUUUUUGUUGCUGAUAUAAAUAUACAGUCAAUAAGUCAAGAAAUGUCAAUUCUUAAUUAUAUAGGAUAUGGAGAAAUUGCGUUAGUUUAUCAAAAUGGAGAUAUUUUAAAAGCAAAUGCUCCAGGGUGAUGAAGCAAUGAACAUACGAAUAUGAAUAAUAUUUCUGAUAAUGAGUUUUGGUCUGAUGUUUUGGAUAAUCCAGAGAGUAUUCAUUAUAUGAUAGAUGAUAAUCAAAUACAUAGAGUUGCUACUUAUCCAAUUUCUUCAGAAACGUUAAACGCUACAUCUGAUUGGUAUUAUAUCUUAAUGAUGUUUAUUAAAGAGCAAGAUAUAAUGCAAUAUAAAGAAGAUAGCAAAACAGAAAUAGAAAACACAGGAACCACACUUAUUCUUAUUACUAUUUUUACCUCAGUAGCUAUUAUUAUCAUAAUUGUUGUCCUGAUUUUUUUCUUAUCGCAAUCUAUUAGAAAGCCAUUGCAAGGGAUUAUUGAUUUUACGGACAAAAUCAAUGCUAAUGCUACUGAAAAGGAUUUGGCAACAAUAAAAGAGCUGGAAAAUUUAAAAGAAGGGGAAGAUCAAAUAGCUAAAUUAGUUCAGGCUUAUAAGUCAUUAGCAGGGAGCUUAAUUAAUAGAAAAGAAGAUCAUAUUCCUCAUCCUAUGCAUUCAUCUGAAUAUAAAGAAUUUUAUCCAAAUGAGCUGUAUAGAACCAAUAUUUUAGAUUUGGAAGAUUUAAUUGGAAAACUAAAAGAUCAGUAA